AUGGCCUCCCUAUCCCUUCUCUUACUAUUGCUUUCAUGUUCUCUAACACACAUUGCUUCAAUCUCAGAAUCAAAUAACUCCCCAACACCUUUGAGCUAUGCCCCCACUACUAAUUCCUUGCCCACAAACAAAAUUACGAAUGUAAUAGACGCAUGUUGGCGCACCAAAUCAAAUUGGGCCUCAAAUCGCGGUGCUUUAGCAGAUUGUGCUGUAGGCUAUGGCAAAGAUGCAAUAGGAGGGAAAUAUGGUGCAAUAUACGUAGUCACAACAGCUGAAGAUGACCCUGUAAAUCCAAAACCAGGCACACUUCGAUAUGGUGUUAUCCAAACAAAACCUCUUUGGAUCAUUUUUGCCAAGGACAUGGCCAUUACACUCAAGAAUGAGCUCAUUAUGAAUAGUUACAAGACCAUAGAUGGAAGAGGAGCUAAAGUUAAGAUUGCAUACGGGCCAUGCAUUACAGUGCAAGGUGUUAGCCAUGUUAUAAUACAUGGGAUUAGUAUUCAUGAUUGUAAGCCUGGGAAAUCUGGACUUGUUAGGAGUAGUCCAACACAUGUUGGACAUCGUCGAGGCUCAGAUGGAGAUGCCAUUUCCAUAUUUGCAUCUUCAUAUGUUUGGGUCGACCAUUGCUUUCUUUCCCAUUGCACUGAUGGCCUUAUUGACAUAAUUCAUGCUUCAACUGCCGUCACAAUCUCUAACAACUACUUCUCCCAGCAUAAUAAAGUGAUGCUACUUGGACACAAUGAUAAUUUCACUGCAGAUAAAAUUAUGAGAAUUACAAUAGCCUUUAACCAUUUUGGCGCUGGCCUUGUACAAAGGAUGCCAAGGAUCAGGUUUGGAUAUGCCCAUGUAGCCAACAAUAAAUAUGAAGAAUGGCGUAUGUAUGCUAUUGGUGGCAGUUCUAAUCCAACCAUCUUCAGUGAAGGAAACUAUUUUGUAGCUUCUAAUCUUCGCUUUUCCAAUCAGGUUACAAAGAGAGAAGCAAGCAAUGGAUGGAAGAAUUGGAAAUGGAGGUCUUCUAAGGAUGUAUUUCUCAAUGGUGCUUAUUUUGUUCAAUCUGGGUGGGGAAAUUGCGAUCCAUACUACUCUCAAGCUCAAUCAUUUGUGGUUGCUAAUGGAUUAAUGGUGCCUGCUCUGACUUCUAGUGCUGGUCCUUUGAAAUGUGCAUAUGAUAAAGCUUGUUAAUUUGGCUAAGUAUUUUUGUUACAACCUUUUUCCUACCUUCCUCCCUGAAGUAAUAUACAAUAAGCUUCAUUGAAGCAUGUAAAACAUUUAGCACUCGAGAGUAAUUGGAAGGGAACGUGUAUCUGAAGGCUUGUAAUCAAUCAUAAAUAUCAUUUUGAGACUAUCCAAAAUAAGU
Quercus lobata is the source of this 1357-nucleotide messenger RNA. RefSeq names its product Pectin lyase-like superfamily protein. Bases 1 to 1182 code for a protein of 393 amino acids. The transcript has 4 exons. Gene Ontology annotation, molecular function: pectate lyase activity. NCBI's taxonomy places the organism in Eukaryota, Viridiplantae, Streptophyta, Magnoliopsida, Fagales, Fagaceae. The record is from RefSeq and is a predicted model, not a curated record.